AUGGCGACUCGCUCGCUCUUCCAUAGUCUUAGAUGUCGAUUGACGAAUGGUGUUGUCGGAGGCAAUUUCACUCGGAACGCCGAAUCGUCGCGAUUCUCCAAGUCGUACAGUGCUGAUGCGGCAAUCGGAAGCUCUCUUGUCGAGCAAUCGCUGGAGUCGGAGGAGAAAGACGAUCUGAGGAGCCGAAUUUUCAGAUUGAGACUUCCGAAGCGAAGCGUAACUACUGUUCUCGAGAAAUGGGUUGGCGAAGGCAAUCAGAUUACAGUCAACGAGCUUCGAGAUAUCUCCAGAGAGCUUAAGAAAACUCGGCGUUACAAACACGCUCUCGAGGUUACAGAGUGGAUGGUUCAACAUGAAGAAUCAAAGAUCUCAGAUACUGAUUACGCGUCGCGGAUAGAUCUGAUUUCAAAAGUUUUCGGGAUCGAUGCAGCAGAACGCUACUUCGAAGGUCUGAAUCAAGCUUCAAAGACAACCGAAACGUAUACAUCUCUGCUUCACGCUUACGCUGCCUCCAAACAAACCGAACGAGCCGAGGCAUUGUUCAGGAGAAUCAUAGAGUCCGAUAGUCUCACAUUCGGUGCCAUCACAUACAACGAGAUGAUGACUCUGUACAUGUCAGUGGGGGAAGUUGAGAAAGUCCACGAGGUGAUCGAAGUGCUAAAGCGCAAAAAGGUUUCUCCUGAUAUCUUUACUUACAACCUCUGGCUUAGUUCAUGUGCUGCUGCUUUUAACAUAGAUGAGCUCACAAAGAUUCUUGAAGAGAUGAGGCAUGAUGCUAGUUUUAGUGAGGGUUGGGGUCGAUAUAUUGAUCUGACUAGUAUCUAUAUAAGCAGUAGUAGAGUGGCUAAUGCAGAGUCCAGCUCACCAGUCGUUGAAGCUGAGAAAUCUAUUUCGCAGAGAGAAUGGAUCACGUAUGACUUCCUUAUGAUCUUGCACACUGGAUUAGGAAACAAGGAUAUGAUAGAUCAGAUUUGGAAGUCUCUGAGGAACACUAACCAGAAAUUGAGCAGCAGAAGCUACAUUUGUGUUCUUUCGUCUUAUGUAAUGCUUGGUCAUUUGAGAGAAGCAGGGGAAGUUAUCGAUCAGUGGAAGGAGUCUAAGACGACGGAGUUUGAUGCUUCUGCUUGCUCGAGGAUCUUGAAUGCGUUUCGAGCUGUCGGGUUAGAGGAUAAAGCCAGCGACUUUCAUUUGCUCUUGGUGCAGAAGAAAUGCAUAUUGGAAAUGAUCUGA
This is a messenger RNA of Microthlaspi erraticum, 1230 nucleotides long. The record is from the annotation of a GenBank genome assembly. NCBI's taxonomy places the organism in Eukaryota, Viridiplantae, Streptophyta, Magnoliopsida, Brassicales, Brassicaceae.